Molecule: messenger RNA, 789 nt
Organism: Lichtheimia ornata
Lineage: Eukaryota; Fungi; Mucoromycota; Mucoromycetes; Mucorales; Lichtheimiaceae
Exons: 4
Coding region: 1-789 (262 amino acids)
Biological process (GO): mitochondrial respiratory chain complex IV assembly; intracellular copper ion homeostasis
Cellular component (GO): mitochondrial inner membrane
Molecular function (GO): copper chaperone activity; copper ion binding
Source: RefSeq, a predicted model, not a curated record
AUGUUGAGAACUACCUUGCGUGCCGCCCUUAGCGCAUCACGUAGACCCGCUUUGCGUCCUACCAUUGCACGACGAUGUAUGUCGACGAGUGAAGAUAAAAUGCGUGGCCGUGCUACUACCGGUCCCUUUACUUGGAAGGCAGCUGCAGUCUUUGUUGGUACAGGAGCAGGUUUAUUGUUGUAUUUCAGAUCUGAAAAGGAGCGUGUACAAAAAGAACGUGAGGAAAAGGCACGUGAAACUGUCAAGGCCUAUGGCAAACCCAAGAUUGGAGGUCCCUUUAAUUUGGUGAAUGCCGAGACGGGUCAACGAUUCGAUAGCACAACUGAUCUCGCUGGACGAUUUUACAUGGUCUAUUUCGGAUUCACGCAUUGUCCCGAUAUCUGCCCAGAUGAAUUGGAUAAGAUGUCCGAAGUGGUUGAUCAAACGAAGGCUGACUUGGGAAAUAAUGCAUUGAUCCCUGUUUUCAUCACAUGUGAUCCCCGUCGUGAUACUCCCGAAGUUGUCAAGGAAUAUGUCAAAGAUUUCCACCCCGACAUGAUUGGCUUAACGGGUGAUCAAGAUGAAAUCCGCAAGGUUGCAAAGUCCUUCCGUGUCUAUGUGUCAUCGCCACCCAACGUAGCUGAAGGCGAGGAUUAUUUGGUGGAUCAUUCAAUCUUCUUCUACCUCAUGGACCCUGAAGGCAAAUUCGUCGAUUGUUAUGCCAAGGAUACCACUGCUGAGGAGGUGACAGCUAGCUUCAAAAAGUACUAUAAGGAAUAUCUAGAUCAGGGUGGUAAAAUCAAACAAUAG